This is a messenger RNA of Culicoides brevitarsis, 1851 nucleotides long. RefSeq names its product ovochymase-2-like. Gene Ontology annotation, biological process: proteolysis. The annotation marks the transcript as partial. The record is from RefSeq and is a predicted model, not a curated record. Gene Ontology annotation, molecular function: serine-type endopeptidase activity. The transcript is spliced from 3 exons. NCBI's taxonomy places the organism in Eukaryota, Metazoa, Arthropoda, Insecta, Diptera, Ceratopogonidae.
AUUUUUAAAAUUUCCAUUAAUUUUUUUUUAUCAAAAAUUUUUUUUUGUGGCUUGAAACCUUCAUUAUUGGCUAUGGGAUCAACAGCAGAAGAGAUUGGAAAAGGAGGAAUCUGUAAGAUUAAUUGCGAAAAGUUGAUUGACGAUGACUUGGAAGAUGAUAUUGAAUGUUUGACAAAAAUUGUUGGAGAUUUCCAAAAAAGGAAUUGGGAAGAACCUUGGGGAGGACCUUCCUCGCUUUUCGUUCCAUUUCCUAUUUUUGAACAAAAAGAAAUUUUGGAAAGUUGUGAAGAACCUGAAACGAAAGCUUGGAGUUCAUUGAAAGAUUGUCUCACCAACUUCCCACACUUUGAAUACCACCAUUUUACAUCUGGCUUCGAAGGUGUUCCCGCAACGAAACACGAAUUUCCACACGCAGCUGCGAUUGGUUGGACAGAUCCUGACACAAAUUCAAUCAAAUGGGGAUGCGGAGGAUCUCUCAUCACGGAAGAUGUGAUUUUGACAGCAUCUCAUUGUACGAUGAACCGUGAAAAGCAGGCACCGGAUGUCGUUCGUCUCGGAGAUUUGAACAUUGAAUCAGAUCACGAAGACACGGACGCUCAACAGUUCAAAGUUCACUCGAUCAUUCGACAUCCGGAUUUCAAAUUGCGAUAUCACGAUAUUGCCCUCAUCAAACUCGAUCGAAGAGUUAACAUCACAAAUUUCGUGAUGCCAGCUUGUUUGUGGGACAAGUUUGAGCUGCCACGAGAUGUUGAGCUCGAAGCUUGCGGUUAUGGUCAAACGGAGUUCAUGGGACCUAUUUCGCCGGUUCUGAUCAAAGUUGUUGUCACCGAAGUUGGUAAAGACGAAUGUCAGAGCUAUUAUGAUGAUGAUCGGAAGUUGAGAAACGGAUUAGAUGGCAGGAUUCAUCUUUGUGCAAACGAUAAAACAGGUCACCAGAUGGAUACGUGCGACGGUGAUUCAGGAGGUCCGUUGGAGAUGAAGUUGCUGAAUUACGACUUGAAAGUUCCUUUUCUGGUUGGAGUUACAGCCUUUGGUAAAGUAUGUGGUUUUGACUCACCUGCAGUUUAUACAAGAGUAUCUGCCUAUAUGGAAUGGAUCAAAAAAUUUGUUCCUGAAGUUGAAAGUGAUCCAUUAAAGUGUUCUCAACAAUAUAUGGAGUAUCGACAGAUCGUGAAUCGAAUCGGAAACAAUUUUGACCCACAAAAACCUCUUUUAAGUUCUUCCAAUGACCAAGUUGCUACAGCUACGAUAAUCUCGGAUCAAUAUUUGAUAACGACAGCUUCAAGCCUUCAAAAACUUUCAACGAAACCAGAUCGAGUUCAACUUCAGUCAAACCAAAGCCAGAUAAUGAUCGAGAAAAUCAUCAACCAUCCCAAAUAUUCUGAAGGCAAAUUGGAAAACGAUGUUGCUCUCAUUAAACUUCAUAAUCGCAUCAGAUGGUGUCAAGCUGAUCAUCCAUCUUGUCUUAGCGAAAAUUCAUUCGAAAUCAUUGCACCAACUUUUCAACAAGAAACUUACAUCAAUAGACCAAACUUUGAUUCUAAAUAUCGAAACAUUUCAACUAUAUAUUGUCUUGAAUCUAAUCAGCUUUGUUACAAAAGUGAUUUUUACCAUAUUCCUGGUUUAUGUUACGUUCCAAGUAGUUCUCCAAUUGUCAAGGAAUAUUUUCCUACAAAUCAGUUACAAACACUUGUCGAAGGCUUGGCAAUCAAAAGUGAUGAUUGUACCUUCACGAGAGCUGUAGAUGUUUCGAAACACUUUAAUUGGAUCAAUUCUGUUGUUUUUGAGAAUGAAGUUGAUGCACCCGUUUUUAAUGAAGACUCGGCUUUGAAAAGAGGAGAAAUUUGUUAA